Pseudopodoces humilis (Tibetan ground-tit) is the source of this 987-nucleotide messenger RNA. RefSeq names its product G protein-coupled receptor 6 (gene GPR6). Lineage: Eukaryota; Metazoa; Chordata; Aves; Passeriformes; Paridae. Gene Ontology annotation, biological process: G protein-coupled receptor signaling pathway. Gene Ontology annotation, molecular function: G protein-coupled receptor activity. The record is from RefSeq and is a predicted model, not a curated record. Gene Ontology annotation, cellular component: membrane.
AUGGAGGCAGCGGCAGCCCUGAACGAGAGCGGAGCGGCGGCCCCGAGGCUGCCGGCCGGCGGCGGCAACGCCUCGCUGGAGCUCUCGUCUCGGGCCCCAGCGCCCGCCGCCCUCAACCCCUGGGACGUGAUGCUCUGCGUGUCCGGCACCGCCAUCGCCUGCGAGAACGCCCUGGUUGUUGCCAUCAUCUGCUACUCGCCCGCCCUGCGCACCCCCAUGUUCGUGCUGGUGGGCAGCCUGGCCACGGCUGACCUCCUGGCCGGCCUCGGCCUCAUCCUCAACUUCGUUUUCCAGUACGUGAUCCGCUCGGAGACGGUCAGCCUGCUGACGGUGGGCUUCCUCGUCGCCUCCUUCGCCGCCUCCGUGAGUAGCCUGCUGGCCAUCACGGUCGAUCGCUACCUCUCCCUCUACAAUGCCCUCACCUACUACUCGGAGAGGACGGUGCUCUGCAUUCACACCAUGCUGGCGGGUGCCUGGGGGGUCUCCCUCUGCCUGGGGCUGCUGCCCGUCCUGGGCUGGAACUGCCUCCACGACCGCACCUCCUGCAGCGUCGUCAGACCCUUGACCAAGAGUAACGUGACGCUGCUGUCUGCCUCUUUCUUUCUCAUUUUCCUCAUCAUGCUCCAUCUCUACGUCGAGAUCUGCAAGAUCGUCUGCAGGCAUGCCCACCAGAUAGCUCUCCAGCAGCACUUUCUGACUGCUUCGCACUAUGUCACCACCAAAAAAGGAGUCUCUACCCUGGCUAUCAUCCUUGGGACUUUCGGAGCCAGCUGGCUGCCUUUUGCCAUCUACUGUGUGGUGGGGGAUCCUGACUACCCGUCUGUGUACACGUACGCCACGCUCCUACCUGCUACCUACAACUCCAUGAUCAACCCCAUCAUUUAUGCCUACAGAAACCAGGAAAUCCAGAGGUCCAUGUGGGUGCUCUUCUGUGGCUGCUUUCAGGCUAAAGUGUCCUUUCGCUCACGGUCCCCCAGCGAUGUCUGA